Nezara viridula (southern green stink bug) is the source of this 589-nucleotide messenger RNA. The record is from the annotation of a GenBank genome assembly. Lineage: Eukaryota; Metazoa; Arthropoda; Insecta; Hemiptera; Pentatomidae.
GUUUUAAUUUUAUGUUGCUACAUAUGUUGUAGAAACUGAAUUUUAUUUUAGAGAAAACUACUAUGCAAAGUUCUGUAAAAAAUAAUAAGAGACAUCAAAAAAUUAAGAAAGAUAGAUGGUGUAAAGUCGGCCUCAAGUUUGCUAUUUCUAAAAUACACAAGAAUCUGAAGAUGGGCAACUACGCGGAACGGAUUGGUUGCGGCGCUUCAGUCUACUUGACUUCCGUCCUCGAGUACUUGGUGGCGGAAGUCCUUCAUCUGGCCGGGGAAGAGGUGAAUAAGUCCAAGAAGAUGAUCCUGCCUAAACACCUGGUCACGUCCAUCAUGAAAGACAAAGAGUUGAGCUCGUUGCUGUCUGGGGCCAUUAUCAUGGAGGCUGCGCUAGAACCGCACGGAGCUAGAGAGAUGGAGAAGCAGUAACCUUUAGCAAUGAGUAGUGGAAGAUGUAGGUUGGUUUCAUUUGUACGUCAACGACAGGUUUGGAGAGAAUGUUCUAAGGAAUGCGAUAACGUAAUGUUUUAAUAUUCUGUAUGGCAAUGAUGUGUUAAAAAGUUUUUUUUAACAAUUCCCUUCCUGUGAGGUAUAUAUAU